AUUUGUUCGACUACAAUAUGAUAAAACAAGGAGUGAAACCCAGUGGAAACUACGUCGUAUUAAAGAGUUAAAUUCCUUUGUAACAUUGACGCAUUUCAAUAUUUCCAGCGAUCUCCGGCCAACAGAGCCCGCCAUGAGUGAAGACUGGAGACGAAGAUCGUUGCCUUCUCUGCUGUUAUUCUUCUCCGUUUCUCUACAAUUCCUCUCCGCCUUGUCUGAUGACUCUUCGAAUUCAAAAAAGGGGAACCAAGCUGAAAGUCAUGCUACUUCAAGUAGUAAAACUGGGGCCAAGAUUCUAAUUGUUUUACUUGCAAUUGUGGCUGUGGGUUUGUUUUCUUUUUUCCUUUUCAAGCUAUGGCAAAAGAAGAAAAGAGAAGAGCAGUAUGCCCGUCUUUUGAAGUUGUUUGAAGAGGAUGAUGAGCUUGAGGUUGAACUUGGCCUCCGAGACUGACGGGUAUCAUCUGUAGAAACCAUUUUCCUUAUAUCAGGUUUAAGUGCCAUGCCAUAUUCGGGAAACAUAUACCACUGUGGUGAGAUUAGGUAUUGUGCAAUUAUAUUCAAAUGAAAAUAUUAUUGUGAAUUUAAUUUCCUCUUGUUAAAAAAGGGAAAACACCAUUUGUAUGCUAUGUUUUGGGGGGCUUAUUCAGAUCGCGUAAAAAUACACUCGGUGUCCAUUUACAUGUGUAAAAAUAUUUAAUAUUUUGGUGCUUUGAUUCUUUGAAGAAGUGUUAAACUGAAGGUUAUCUUGGUGUGCCUUGAAGAUGUUUAAAAGGCAAAUGCCCAUGAUUUAUUUGCUUGAAUAAAAGAUGAAAUAUGACUCUUGUUAAAA
This is a messenger RNA of Mangifera indica (mango), 829 nucleotides long. RefSeq lists its product as uncharacterized. The record is from RefSeq and is a predicted model, not a curated record. NCBI's taxonomy places the organism in Eukaryota, Viridiplantae, Streptophyta, Magnoliopsida, Sapindales, Anacardiaceae. The coding region runs from base 134 to 451 and encodes 105 amino acids. The transcript has 3 exons.